GUGAAAUCUGUAGAUUACUCUGGUGAUAAAGUAGUGGUCAGUUCUGAAAAUGGCCAGAAGUGGACAGCAGACAAGGUGAUAAUCACUGUUCCACUGUCCCUACUUCAGAAGUCUGUGAUAUCAUUCACCCCAAGUUUACCUGAACAUAAAGUUAAGGCUUUCCACAAACUAGGGACAGGUGUAACAGAAAAGAUUGCCUUACAGUUCCCAGAGAGGUUCUGGCAGAACAAGGCAAAAAGAGCAGGUUUUUUUGGCCAUGUGCCUUCAGAUGAAUCUCAGAGAGGCCUUUUCAGUAUGUUCUAUGAUCUCACGCCAAAGGAUAACCCUAGCAGCCCUUUUGUCCUGAUUAGCCAGUUGAGUGGGAAAGCUGUGGAAGUUCAGAGGGAGAAGACUGAUGAGGAGAUUGUCAAAUGCUGUGUGGGGGUUUUAGGAAAAUUAUUCCCUGAAAAGCCAAUCCCAGAACCUGAGAAGUGGUUUGUUACCCGCUGGCACAGUAUGGAGAACAUAGGCAUGGCGUACAGCUACGUCCCUAUUGGCAGUGGUGGUGACACCUAUGAUAUUGUUGCUGAGGAUGUAGACCAGAGAGUUUUCUUUGGUGGAGAGGCCACCCACCGUCAGUUUCCACAGACAGUGACAGGAGCCUAUCUGAGCGGAGUGAGAGAGGCAGCCAAAAUUAUCACACUUCCAGACACAGUAGAAUCAUGACACUGCAUGUACUCAUGCCCCUAGGCAGAGAUGGUGGUGACACCUAUGAUAUUGCUGUGGGGAAGAUGAUAAAAAUAUUUAAUGUCAGGGGAACUAUGUUUUAGGUCACAGAAGAGUUGUUGUACAUGUAUACCAUAGGACUUUCAACUUUAGAUAUGAGUUAUCUGUUUGAGAUGAAAAAAAACAGCCAUCAUAAAAUGUUCCUGUAGGAUGUCCUGUAGGACUCAGUGGAACUCAGUAGGACUCCUGCAUGACUCUAUGGGACUCCUACAUGACUAACUCGAUCCUACAGGACUGAAUGGAACUCGUACAGGACUCUAUAUGACUCCUACAUUACUCUAUAGGACUCCUACAGGACUCUAUUGGACUCCUACAGGACUCUUUGGGACUCCUACAGGACUCUAUGGGACUUAGUAGGAAUUCUAUCAGUUCUAUAGGAAACAUAUGUCCUAUAGGAUUUGGGGUUAACUCAUUAUAAAACCCUGUAUGAGAUAUCCCUUAGAAAGGUGAAGAAAUCACAGCUUGACCUCCAGCUCCCAUUAUUGGCAGAAUAAACAAAUAAUCCCAGCUUAGAAUUAAUUGUGCAGAAUUUGAGUGCAAAAAAGCAUAUAAGCAGUGCAUUUAUUAUCUCACAGGGAAUAUAUUUCACAACUGCAUAGCUUUGUCACAUCCCACCACACUGCCACAUUAUUCAGUAUUACAUUUGUAUUUGUGUAGAAGCUCAUACUGUACAAUUAUGUAAAUCAUGUAAGGCAGU
Messenger RNA from Lingula anatina, 1462 nucleotides. Its product is annotated as lysine-specific histone demethylase 2. Gene Ontology annotation, molecular function: zinc ion binding; oxidoreductase activity; protein binding. The record is from RefSeq and is a predicted model, not a curated record. NCBI's taxonomy places the organism in Eukaryota, Metazoa, Brachiopoda, Lingulata, Lingulida, Lingulidae.